This is a messenger RNA of Centropristis striata (black sea bass), 1251 nucleotides long. RefSeq names its product synaptogyrin 2b (gene syngr2b). The record is from RefSeq and is a predicted model, not a curated record. Gene Ontology annotation, cellular component: neuromuscular junction; synaptic vesicle membrane. NCBI's taxonomy places the organism in Eukaryota, Metazoa, Chordata, Actinopteri, Perciformes, Serranidae. The transcript has 4 exons. Bases 132 to 872 code for a protein of 246 amino acids.
UUUCCUCUGGUGAAGGAGCGCAGCAGGAGGUGGCGGUAGUUUAGUUUGGUGAAGUUAAACUGGUCGGCUGUCCUGUCAGCUCGGUGGAAACCACACGGUGAGCUCCGGAGGACCUGCUGAACUGUGGAGACAUGGAGGAGACCGGCGGCGCGACCGCGUACGGCGCUUCGCUCGCAGGAGGAGGCUUCGACUUCUACAAGUUUAUCCGACAACCUCAAACCAUAGUGCGGAUACUGAGCUGGAUAUUUGCCCUGGUGGUGUUUGCCUCCAUCACGACGGAGGGAUACAUCAACUCCGCCCACAGUGACCAGGCACGGUGCAUGUUCAACCAGAACGAGUCGGCGUGUCACUACGCCAUCGGCAUCGGGGUGAUCGCCUUCCUGGCCUGCGUGGGCUUCCUGGUGCUGGACGUUUACGUGCCUUUCAUGAGCAACGCGCAGGAAAGGAAGUAUGCUGUGAUGGCAGACCUGAUAUUCUCAGGGGCGUGGAGCUUCCUGUGGUUUGUGUGUUUCUGCCUGUUGGCCAGUCAGUGGGCUAAAACUCAUGAGGUCAGAGGAGUCCCUGAGGACGCUGCACGGGCCACCGUGGCCUUCUCGUUCUUCUCAAUCGCCACUUGGGGAAUCCUGACGUACUUUGCUUUGGGACGUUUCCGCCGCGGCGUUAACGAAGUCACCAUCCCGACCUACACGGAGCCGCCACCAGACCACAUCACCCCCUACCCUCCCACCUACGCCCCCACCUCCUACAACCCCACCACCUACACCCCCACCACCUACACCGCCUACCCCGGCAGCGAGGUGCACCAGCAGCCGCCCUACACCCCGAGCCCCCAGCCCCAAGCAGACGAGGGCUACCAGCCGCCCAGCUACUGAGACGAAGGGACGAGGCGGUGCUCCGGCUCAUCUCUUGGUACACUGGUUGUAGUUGCACUGCUCAGGAACAGAGCUAUAUCAUAUUGAUGUGGUUUUGCAUUUGAUUUCACGCUUUUCCAAGUAAGCCUGAGCAGUGCAACUGCGAGUUAAAGAUGAGGGACACUGCUGUUUACGUCACAGCGUCUGUGGUCAGAUCUCCAGACAUCAGGCUGACUGUGAUUGGCUAAUCUGACCUUAGACGUGUGCAAAGACGCAACUCUUUACCUCAAAAGGGCUGAUCUUGAAGUAGUCUAGACGGAAUUGUCCAAAAAGUGAAAGUGAGGAGCAUUUAUGGGUAAAAGUCAGGAACUGGCCUACUUUACUUAUUUCAAGGGUGCUG